AUGGACGGGCCUUCGCCGGUGUUCUGCACUGGCUCAAUUGCCUCCAAGACCAUUGCAAUUAACACGAGUGCCUGCGAAGGCCUCGACUCCACAGUUCGACAGACCAUUUACUCCUCCGAUUCGCUUUCUACCUCGCCUCGACCUGUCCUCGAUUUGUCUCGACAAGUCCAUCUCUCCGCAAACCGACUCGUUAGCUUAGGGAUUGCCACCAUUUCUCCCGCCGCCUUGACCCCAUUCAAUAUCUACCUUCUUCCGCUCGCCAACUUUUGCCUCGCACAGAAUCGCAAUCCUGCCUCGGUUGGCCUCAAGUACGGAAGAGUUGAAGUCUGCCGAAAUUCCGCCCGUUAG
Molecule: messenger RNA, 348 nt
Organism: Protopolystoma xenopodis
Lineage: Eukaryota; Metazoa; Platyhelminthes; Monogenea; Polystomatidea; Polystomatidae
Source: the annotation of a GenBank genome assembly